This is a messenger RNA of Suillus clintonianus, 1449 nucleotides long. Its product is annotated as ketopantoate hydroxymethyltransferase. Gene Ontology annotation, molecular function: 3-methyl-2-oxobutanoate hydroxymethyltransferase activity; magnesium ion binding. The transcript is spliced from 3 exons. Lineage: Eukaryota; Fungi; Basidiomycota; Agaricomycetes; Boletales; Suillaceae. The coding region runs from base 206 to 1261 and encodes 351 amino acids. Gene Ontology annotation, biological process: pantothenate biosynthetic process. Gene Ontology annotation, cellular component: mitochondrion. The record is from RefSeq and is a predicted model, not a curated record.
GAGGCUUUAGCCGGUCUGGUCGAGUGAUCCGGAAGUCAGUCUUUAAAAACCUUGACAUGCACAAGGGCAGAUCCGUUAGGAAUUCACGCUCGUGUGCACACGGAUUAUCAAUCAAAACUAUGGCCUGAUCUCCUAUAUAUUUUCUUCACCGAAAUAGCAGAUUCCAGCAAUUAUUGGGUUCCGUUCAUCGAUAUAGAAAUUCAUCAUGCAUGCACAGAUAUUAUUCACUACCUCUCGUACUCGCGCAGUUACCUCGAUCGCCCGCUUUCAAAACCUCGGCCAACGGUGUAUGAGCGUCCGCCCAUUAAAAUAUGAGCAACUCGCAAACGCACCUGGUGAAUCUUCCGCACAGAAGCCAGUUCUACCGCCUCCCCGCAAAAAGGUGACAAUCGCCUCUCUGCACGCCCUCCGUCAAGAACGUACCCCGAUCACUGUACUCACAGCAUAUGAUCAUCCCACUGCGCGCGCUGCAUCAACGCACGGCAUUGAUAUCACCCUUGUCGGCGACAGCCUAGCUCAGGUCUGCCUAGGCUAUUCUAGCACCACUUCACUUACUCUCGAUGAAAUGCUUCACCAUUGCCGCGCCGUCGCACGGGGAUCAUCCGCACCGCUUCUUGUCGCAGACAUGCCGUUCGGGAGCUAUUAUGCCGGGAAAGAAGACACGGUUCGAGCAGCCGUUCGCAUGCUCCAGGAGGGAAACGUGGAAGCCGUGAAGCUAGAGGGAGGGAGGGAGAUCGCUGGACGUGUACAAGCGCUCACGAGUAUCGGAAUCCCCGUUAUGGCGCAUGUGGGGUUGCUACCACAGCGUCACACCGCGCUCUCCGGGUACCGGGUCCAGGGACGCACCGCUGAGUCCGGGAGAUCUAUUCUGCACUCAGCCCUCGCCCUUCAAGAGGCAGGAGCGUUCUCCAUUGUUCUCGAAGCCAUUCCUUCGUCUCUUGCUGCGUACAUUACAUCGCGGUUGAAGGUGCCCACUAUUGGCAUCGGUGCAGGCCCGGGUUGCAGUGGGCAGGUGCUCGUGUGGGACGACGUGAUGGGGACAUGGGCGGGGCACAAGGCAAAAUUCGUGAGACGGUUCGGGGAUGUCAAGAGCGAGGUCGAACGCGGCGUAAAGGCAUACGCUAGUGCUGUUAGAGACGGCAGCUUCCCUCAUCACGAGAAGGAAGGUUACAGGAUGGACGACGGAGAGAUCGAGAAGCUAUUGGAAAUGGAAGGUGAUCGAGAGUGGACGUGGAAUCCUCCGAAACUGAUGACGAACUGACCACAUGUUUUAAUGUAGUCAUGCAGCUGUCAUUAAUUGAGAUCCCGAGGCGUAGGUGCUACAAUAAGUUACAAGUUAGUUUAUACGGCUCAGGAGACUUCAAUUGCUUCGAGAAUGUUGAAAUAUUGCUAGGGAAAAAUCGGUGCACACACUAUACACAAUCAAUUUAAAGCUUGUUCUAUGUUGUU